Xylaria bambusicola is the source of this 667-nucleotide messenger RNA. RefSeq lists its product as uncharacterized. Gene Ontology annotation, biological process: protein histidyl modification to diphthamide. Lineage: Eukaryota; Fungi; Ascomycota; Sordariomycetes; Xylariales; Xylariaceae. Gene Ontology annotation, molecular function: metal ion binding. Bases 103 to 384 code for a protein of 93 amino acids. The transcript has 2 exons. The record is from RefSeq and is a predicted model, not a curated record.
ACUCCUGAACUUGCCGACACAGUCAUUCUCUAGAUUUCAACCUCUCUCUAAAUUACGCUUCGGGUGCUCGCUUCCCGUAUUCAUUUCUCUUCGGUCUAAAAGAUGGCAGAAGAAGAGGAAAUCGCAGUGUACGAUGAGGUGGAAAUCGAGGACAUGACCUUCGACGAGACACUCCAGAUUUACCACUACCCAUGUCCAUGUGGUGAUCGAUUUGAGAUUGCGCUCGUAGACCUUCAAGACGAGUCAACCGAUAUUGCCGUAUGUCCUAGCUGUAGCUUGAUGAUACGGGUCAUCUUUGAUCAGGAUAACCUGCCUCGGCCACCAGAAGAUCCUGAGCCAGAAAAUACCGAACAGCAACAACAGCAAGUUCCUAUCGCCGCGUGAACACCUUACACAGACUCUCGGACAGUGAAAGAGAGAGACAAACACCGAAGCGUCUAUUCAUGCGCUAUGGCGCGCACUACAAGAGGAGAGAAUUCUCCAGUGCCACGGGACAUUAUUGCAGACUCCAUCGUGGUUUCGGUCGGCGCUCAAGGCCAUACCAUCGUCGCCGUCCAUGUGCGAUGCACACAUGGCCCUGUAUCUGCCCUGCAGAAGCGACAAUAGCUCUGUAGUGGCUCACUACAGGUACCACCAAACCUAGGAAGGCAAGCCAUGAAGAUAUUGA